UUCAUUUUAACAAUCAUGACCACAUCAACCAACAUUUGCGCUGCCUCCCACCUCGCCGUCCUCCUCACCACUUCCUCUAACAUCAACUCUUCCUCUGCCGCAGCAUCCCUCCUUUGCUCUCACAUCUCAAAAAUCUCCAACAAAUUUUCAGACACAACUUUCGCUGUUGAUACCACAUACCUUCUUUUCUCUACGUACAUCGUCUUCACCAUGCAAAUAGGCUUUACCAUGCUAAGCGCUGGUUCAAUCCGCGCCAAAAACACCAAGAACAUCAUGUUGUGUAGUAUCCUUGAUGCUGCCUCAGGAUUCAUCACUUACUACCUCUUUGGAUUUGCCUUGGCCUUUGGUACGCCUUCCAACGGUUUUAUUGGUGGCCACCGCAACUUCUUUGCCUUAAACUCGUUCCCUGAAGGCUCUGGCUUUGACUUUAGCUUCUUCCUCUUUCAAUGGACUUAUGCUAUCACUGCCUCAGGAAUCACAAGUGGCUCCAUGGCCGAGCGCACUCAGUUCGUUGCUUAUAUUAUAUAUUCUUCUUUUUUGACCGGCUUCGUCUAUCCGGUAAUCUCACAUUGGUUUUGGUCGAGCGAUGGAUGGGCUAGUCCGAGUCGGACCGACAAUAAUCUUUUUUUAGGCUCUGGUGCGAUUGACUUUUCCGGUUCGGGUGUGGUUCACAUGGCCGGUGGGAUAACCGGUCUUUGGGGAUCAUUAAUUCUAGGACCAAGAAUCGGCCGGUUUAACUACCGAGAAAACAGCUCCACAGAAAUCCGUGGUCACAGUGUACCGCUUGUUGUCCUCGGUACACUCAUGUUGUGGUUGGGAUGGUACGGGUUCACUGCCGGUUAUUUUUUAACCAUUUUAAAAACUUACGGGGGAUCUCCAUAUUAUGGUCAAUGGAGCGCCAUAGGACGGACCACUGUCACAACGACCCUGUCUGGAUCCACUGCGGCAUUGACCACAAUGUUCAGUAGGCGACUUCUAGUUGGUCAUUGGAAUGUGACACAUGUGUGCACCGGUUUACUAAGCGGCCUCGUGGCUAUAUCAUCGGGUUGUGCUGUUGUAGAGCCUUGGGCAGCCAUUAUAUGUGGCUUUGUCGCAUCGUGGGUUACGAUCGGACUUGACUUGCUUGCCAAGAAAUUCAAGUACGAUGAUCCGCUUCAAGCCGCUCAAGUGCACGGUGGUUGUGGUGCGUGGGGAUUAUUAUUUACAGGACUUUUGGCAACAAAAAGUUACAUGAGCGAAGUUUAUGGCGGCGAAAGUGGAAGGCCGCAUGGUUUGCUGAUGGGUGGGGGAGUGAAACUACUUGGAGCACAGAUAGGUCAGAUAAUUGCGAUCAUCGGUUGGGUGACGUUGACAAUGGGGUCAUUAUUUUAUGGGUUACAUAAGAUCAAUCUUCUUAGAGUAUCUGUGGAAGAAGAGAUAGUUGGAAUUGAUAUGACACGUCACGGUGGCUUUGCUUAUGGGUCUCAUUUAGAGGAUGCAGACUGGGUCAAAUCAUGGAACCAAGGAGCUGAGAUUGAGACAGCAGCUUGAGUACAUACGGACGUGCGUACCAUUACUAUACGAUCCUAUGAAACUAACAAAAUAUCUCUCAAGUUACUUGGUACGGUUCCUAAUGUGGGAAAUGCUCGGAUAUCUGUUUUCUGCUAUUUGGAAAUCUUUUAUAUUGUAAAAUUAAACCCAAUUGUUGGAGAGAUAUGAAUUUGAUAAUUUUAAUUAUAUAUUUUCUUAGUUUGGGAGACAUGUUUAUAAGUUUCGAGGGUAGGUAAUAACAAUCUUGUUAGUUUCUGUUUGACCAAAAAGAAAUAAGCAAAACUAGUUAGUAAUCUAGUACGUGGAUUA
Messenger RNA from Arabidopsis lyrata subsp. lyrata, 1839 nucleotides. RefSeq names its product ammonium transporter 1 member 2-like. NCBI's taxonomy places the organism in Eukaryota, Viridiplantae, Streptophyta, Magnoliopsida, Brassicales, Brassicaceae. Gene Ontology annotation, molecular function: ammonium channel activity. The coding region runs from base 16 to 1530 and encodes 504 amino acids. Gene Ontology annotation, biological process: ammonium homeostasis; ammonium transmembrane transport. Gene Ontology annotation, cellular component: membrane. The transcript has a single exon. The record is from RefSeq and is a predicted model, not a curated record.